UUACACGAAAUAUAGGAUUUUUUUUUGUGCCGUCUGAAAUCGAUUAUAGGAGUAUUUUGGAAUAAGUUUUUUUUUUUCUUGUAAUGUUUUUGGCAUGAUAUAAAAUGCUCUCGACCUUUAGCACUCAAAGUUUAACUUGCGUUGACACUAGUGUCUAGUCGAAAGUACAAGAAGAUAAACUCGUCUCAGUUUCACUAGGAACCAAAAAUGGCUUCUUCUUCUUCUUACGCACCAUUCUCUGCUAUCUUCAACGGUUCCAGACCUAACCCAUCUGUAAAACCCGCGGCUUUCCUCGCGUCUUCCUUGAAAUUCUCCACCGUCAUAUCGAAUUUCGCAAAUCUGAGUAAUGGGUUCUCUCUGAAAUCUCCGAUUAAUCUUGGGUAUCUCUUCAAGUCGCGGUAUUUCAAUGUCCAAGCUAGAGCUGCUGCAGAGAAGACCGUUCACGAUUUCACUGUAAAGGACAUUGAUGGGAAUGAUGUUUCUUUGAACAAGUUUAAGGGGAAAGUUAUGUUGAUCGUCAAUGUCGCUUCAAGAUGUGGCUUGACAUCAUCAAAUUACUCAGAGCUCUCACAUCUGUACGAGAAAUACAAGAGCCAAGGAUUUGAGAUUCUAGCUUUUCCCUGCAAUCAAUUUGGUGGCCAAGAGCCCGGUUCUAACCCUGAGAUCAAACAAUUCGCUUGCACCCGGUUUAAAGCAGAGUUCCCUAUAUUUGAUAAGGUCGAUGUGAAUGGACCGAGUACAGCUCCGAUCUACGAGUUCUUGAAAUCAAACGCAGGAGGAUUCUUGGGUGGACUCAUCAAAUGGAACUUUGAGAAGUUCUUGAUUGAUAAAAAGGGAAAAGUCGUUGAGAGGUACCCUCCCACCACUUCCCCUUUCCAAAUCGAGAAAGACAUCAAGAAGUUGCUUGCUGCUUAAUAACUUUUGCUUCAUGAGAGUACACAGAAACUAACCGGUAUUUGAAUCUUAAUGUUACCGGUCAUGGUUUGUAUACAUUGUACCGAUAAUGGUUAUGUUAUAUAUUUUUUCAUAAUGUAAAUUAUUAUAUAUAUUAUCACAAUAGACAAUCUCGCUCUUGCAUACAAUGC
Molecule: messenger RNA, 1085 nt
Organism: Eutrema salsugineum
Lineage: Eukaryota; Viridiplantae; Streptophyta; Magnoliopsida; Brassicales; Brassicaceae
Product: phospholipid hydroperoxide glutathione peroxidase 1, chloroplastic
Exons: 6
Coding region: 208-915 (235 amino acids)
Biological process (GO): response to oxidative stress
Molecular function (GO): glutathione peroxidase activity
Source: RefSeq, a predicted model, not a curated record